Molecule: messenger RNA, 1759 nt
Organism: Canariomyces notabilis
Lineage: Eukaryota; Fungi; Ascomycota; Sordariomycetes; Sordariales; Chaetomiaceae
Exons: 3
Coding region: 253-1542 (429 amino acids)
Cellular component (GO): nucleus
Molecular function (GO): RNA 7-methylguanosine cap binding; mRNA binding
Source: RefSeq, a predicted model, not a curated record
CGGAAAACCGCCACGGCGCAUGUCAUCGGCUUCGACCCUCUGCUAAUUAACCACAAGACACAAGUACACUUACAGCCCGCUCGAUGCGGCAUUCUUCCCGUCAGUUCCACGCAGCUUGAAGCACACCCGACAUUUGAUCUGCAUCGCUCCUGUUGCCACGAGAGCCAAGCAUACUACCCGCAUCAACGCUCAGGGCUUCCUAGUUCUCAACCUCUUACUCACUUCCUGCCUCGCACCGCGAAACCCCAAGCCAUGGACCUCGACAUCGAAAUGGACGUUGAUGACGUCCAGGAUGUACCCGUGGCCGCGAUUCCGGAAGCAUACACACACGAUAUUAUCACCGGUGAAGAGCAGGAGCCCGGCGAGGUUGAUGAACCCCUUAACGACCAAGACAACACCGAAGUUUCAGAUAAAGAGGUAGUCCCAUACAAAGUCCACGUUAGAGGUCUAGACACGUUCAAUCCGGACGACGUCAAGGCAUAUCUGGCCGAGCACUACAGCACCAGCCAGCUUAGCCGAGUUGAGUGGAUCGACGACAGCUCUGCGAAUUACGUCUUCAAGUCUGAGUCGUCAGCCCAGGAAGCGCUUGUUGCUCUUGCCGCAGUCGAGAUUUCCGACCCAACUCAGCUGCCCCCACUCGAGGAGAUCCCUGCCAAAGGGUGCACACAAAAGCCUGAAGCUUUUCUGCGAAUCCGCUUCGCCGUUGUCGGGGACAAGAAGGUCGCUGGUGCUGCUGAGCGCAGCCGAUUCUAUCUUCUGCAUCCGGAAUACGACCCGGAGGAGCGUCGCAGACGUGGUGAUAUUCCCAGGGGCAAGUAUCGGGACCGAGAUGAUCGCUACCGGAGAGACAGACGAGGCGACAGACGGAGGGACACUCGCGAUGAGCAGGAUCCGGAGCCGUUUGACGCCAGUCUCUAUGACGAUGCCUCGACAGCACUACCAAAACGAGCUGGAAGACGCUCGCGCUCAAGGCGACGCUCCAUGUCAAGGGGCUCUCCCGGCACCGACCGUCCCGAUUUGUUCUUUCGGCGGAACCGGGAUAAGGAGCUUUUCCCCGAAAAAUCUUCUGGCAUCGCGCGCGGGUUACGUGAUCGGUCGGCUUCGCCGGUAAAAGAUCGUGAUGGGGAUGCCCAGAUGGACCUCGACGAGAGCGCGCGGGUUGCUGCUGCUUUGCGUAGUCGGGAGAAGGGUCGGUCAAUCAAAGAACGGCUGUCCAAAGAUAACCGCACCAAGGAGCUUUUCCCUACCAAACUAGGCUCGGUUUCUGGUGGGAAAGCACAAAUGGACCAAGUCAGCGACACAGCAGUCUUGGCAAGUGAGAGAAUCACGCCUCGGCCUGCCUCAACCGGUUCUGGCGGAUUCAGUAUUCGAGGCAUGGCCACUCAACGCGCCACCGACCAGGGCAUCGCCAUCAAAGGCACCGCGCCUACCGUGAGGGAACUGUUUCCCGAGAAAUUCGGAAACGCUGGGAAGGAGCUUUUUGCUGAGAAGCUCGAGGGCAGAGGCCGAAGGAGACAGAGGGCAGAAGACCUGUUUUACUGAUAUAUUGAACCGAAUGAGGCUUGCGGAAUCAACUUAGCUAUGGCGCCAUAUAUCGCUACUCAAAAAGGAGUUGAGGAACACACCGGAAAUACCUCGGAGCCGCCCCGCGAACCGAACCUCAUUUCACAGAGUCUCAACCGUAGUCGGCCGUUUCAUUUGGGAAAAACCUCCAGUUUAGAUGAAUCCGAGCCCGCAGCGGGGAGACUGCACGCAUACG